AUGGCAUUUGAAAAGAUCAAGGUCGCAAACCCCAUCGUUGAGAUGGAUGGAGAUGAAAUGACUCGAGUCUUCUGGAAAUCAAUAAAGGAUAAGCUCAUUUUUCCUUUUGUGGAGUUGGAUAUUAAGUACUUUGACCUAGGGCUUCCUUAUCGUGAUACCACAGAUGAUAAAGUUACAAUUGAAAGUGCAGAAGCUACUCUUAAGUACAAUGUAGCAAUCAAGUGUGCAACCAUUACUCCAGAUGAAGCUCGUGUGAAAGAGUUUAACUUGAAGCAGAUGUGGAAGAGUCCAAAUGGGACUAUUAGGAACAUUUUGAAUGGCACUGUUUUCAGGGAACCAAUUAUUUGCAAAAACAUUCCCAGGCUUGUCCCUGGAUGGACAAAGCCAAUAUGUAUUGGAAGGCACGCUUUUGGUGAUCAAUACCGAGCAACUGAUACUGUUAUCAAAGGAGCUGGGAAAUUAAAAUUGGUGUUCGUACCAGAAGGGAAGGAUGAAAAGACAGAGAUGGAGGUUUUUAACUUUACUGGGGCUGGGGGAGUAGCUUUAUCCAUGUACAACACUGAUGAGUCCAUUUUUUCUUUUGCUGAAGCUUCCAUGAACACUGCUUACCAGAAAAAAUGGCCUCUUUAUCUUAGCACAAAAAAUACAAUCCUUAAGAAAUAUGAUGGACGAUUUAAGGACAUAUUUCAAGAAGUUUAUGAAACCAAUUGGAAAUCAAAAUAUGAGGCUGCUGGGAUAUGGUAUGAACACCGUCUUAUUGAUGACAUGGUUGCUUAUGCUCUUAAGAGUGAAGGAGGUUAUGUAUGGGCUUGCAAAAACUAUGAUGGCGAUGUGCAGAGUGACUUCUUAGCCCAAGGGUUUGGAUCCCUUGGGUUGAUGACGUCUGUUCUGGUCUGCCCGGAUGGAAAGACCAUAGAAGCCGAAGCAGCACAUGGAACAGUCACUCGCCAUUACAGGGUUCAUCAGAAAGGAGGUGAAACCAGCACAAACAGCAUAGCUUCCAUAUUUGCUUGGUCACGAGGGCUCGCACACAGGGCAAAGUUGGACGACAAUGCUAGACUCCUGGAUUUUACCGAGAAACUAGAGGCAGCUUGUGUUGGUGCUGUGGAAUCGGGAAAGAUGACUAAGGAUCUUGCACUUCUAAUUAAUGGGGCCAAGGUCACUAGGGCCCACUAUCUGAAUACCGAAGAGUUCAUUGAUGCUGUGGCAGAUGAGCUGAGGGCAAGACUUUCUUGCAAAGCAUAACUGUAUGUGCAUCUUCCAUUUUUUCUUUAGUUCUGUGGCUUAACCAAGUUUGGGUGUAUCGGUUUCCUGUUCUUUCUGAACCCCCUUUAGUGGGUACUUCGUUGAGUUGAGGUCUCAUUUUUUGUUCAAUGUGGUUGUGGGUCCAUUCAG
This is a messenger RNA of Ilex paraguariensis (yerba mate), 1395 nucleotides long. The record is from the annotation of a GenBank genome assembly. Lineage: Eukaryota; Viridiplantae; Streptophyta; Magnoliopsida; Aquifoliales; Aquifoliaceae.